AAUUAUAAAAAAAGAGUUGAUAAUUUUGUUAUAAAUAUGAUCGAUAAUCCAAUAAUUACAAUAGAUUAUAAAGGCCCAACAGCCCAUAAAAUAAGGGACGAAUUUCCAGAAAAGUUUCUAAAAGAUCCUUAAGUAUAUAUAAAAGGUUUUAAAUAUGAAAAAGAUAGAAUAAAAGAAUCUAUAGAAAAAAAUUCAGAUUUAGAUUAUAUGCCUAAUUUAACAGUAGCAAAUCAUUAAUUUAGAGAAAGAUAGACAGAUAAAGAAAUAUAGCCAGAUAUGCGUUUUACAGCGAAAACAUCUUUAGAAAGAAUUGAAUAAUUAUUAAAAGAUCAUAUGUAAAGUUAAGUAGAGAAUAUUGAUUUUAGUAAAAUGAAAAAUAAAAAACAAUAAAAAUAAAAUGAAAAAUCAAAUGAAAAAAAAAGUGCAUGGGAUAAAAAUAAAGAACAAGCUUAAUAGCUAGCAAAAAAAUUACUUCCUUCUCUACACAAUAAAACACAUUUUAAUGCUGCUUAACUUUUAUAUAACAAUUAGCCAUGUAAUAAAUUUAAUACUAUUAUUAUAUAUAUUAAAAAUAUAGCUUGCUUAUGUGAUAAAUUAACCUAAUCUUAACAAACUUUAACUUUAAAACCAUUAUUAAUGGAAAAUUAAUAAUUUUAAGAUGAAGUCUAAUCCGUCAAAAAGAAUUAAUAGAAAAAAAAUGUUAAUUUCUUAGGGGAUGAUAUAACAGAUAAAACAUAAUAAAUAUAAAAGUUAAGUUAAGAUGAUUAAAAAGAAAUAAAUAAAGAUGAUUAAAAAGCUGAUUAAUUGGAAGCUUUUAACCCUGUGGAGACAUCUAAAUAAAUAUUAUUAUUAUGUAAUGUAAUUAGAAAUAAAAAUCAUAAAACAAAGACUUUAAAAAUGGGAGAUGGUCAUUUAAUUAGUACUUUAUAAAAAUCAGUUUCUUAAGUUUAUUAAGAAAUAUAUCAUAAAACUAUUAAAUUCCCAAAAAUUUAUUAAUGA
Molecule: messenger RNA, 999 nt
Organism: Ichthyophthirius multifiliis
Lineage: Eukaryota; Ciliophora; Oligohymenophorea; Hymenostomatida
Exons: 3
Source: RefSeq, a predicted model, not a curated record